This is a messenger RNA of Globicephala melas (long-finned pilot whale), 4236 nucleotides long. It is a transcript of the gene RFX1, whose product is annotated as regulatory factor X1. Gene Ontology annotation, molecular function: DNA-binding transcription factor activity, RNA polymerase II-specific; RNA polymerase II cis-regulatory region sequence-specific DNA binding. Gene Ontology annotation, biological process: regulation of transcription by RNA polymerase II. Gene Ontology annotation, cellular component: nucleus. Lineage: Eukaryota; Metazoa; Chordata; Mammalia; Artiodactyla; Delphinidae. The record is from RefSeq and is a predicted model, not a curated record.
AAAAAAAAAAAAAGAAAAAAAAAAAAAGAAAAGCCUUAUUUAUUAUCAUUUUCCCCACUGUUGGCAUGGCAACACAGGCGUACGUUACUGAGCUACAGGCAGCCCCGCAACCAUCCCAGCCGCCACAGGCCCCUCCACAAGCCCAGCCCCAGCCACCGCCACCACCAGCCUCAGCAGCACCCCAGCCUCCCCAGCCCCCCGCCACCACCGCCACCCCCCAGCCCCAGUAUGUCACCGAGCUGCAGAGUCCGCAGCCUCAGGCACAGCCACCGGGCGGCCAGAAGCAGUACGUGACAGAGCUCCCGGCCACCCCCACGCCCUCGCAGCCGGCCGGCACACCCGCCCCGUCCCCGGCAUCCCAGCAGUACAUCGUGGUCACCGUCUCCGAAGGUGCCAUGCGGGCCAGCGAGACUGUGUCAGAGGCCAGCCCGGGCUCCACGGCCAGCCAGACUGGAGUCCCCACUCAGGUGGUGCAGCAGGUGCAGGGCACCCAGCAGCGGCUGCUGGUCCAGACGAGUGUGCAGACCAAGCCGGGCCACGUGUCACCCCUCCAGCUCACCAACAUCCCGGUGCCCCAACAGGCUCUCCCCACACAGCGUCUGGUGGUGCAGAGCACAGUCCCAGGCGGCAAGAGUGGCCAGGUCUCCCUGACGGUGCAUGGCACGCAGCAGGUGCACUCACCUCCUGAGCGGUCGCCAGUGCAGGCCAAUAGCUCCUCCAGCAAGACGGCUGGGGCCCCCACGGGCACGGUGCCUCAGCAGCUGCAAGUCCACGGCGUCCAGCAGAGUGUCCCCGUCACCCAAGAGAGGUCCGUGGUCCAGGCCACUCCACAAGUGCCCAAAGCUGGCCCCGUGCAGCAGCUCACAGUGCAAGGGCUCCAGCCGGUCCACGUGGCUCAAGAGGUGCAGCAGCUCCAGCAGGUGCCAGUCCCACAUGUGUACUCCAGCCAAGUGCAGUAUGUGGAGGGCAGUGAUGCCAGCUACACGGCCAGCGCCAUCCGCUCCAGCACCUACCCCUACCCCGAGACGCCGCUGUACACGCAGACAGCAGGCACCAGCUACUACGAGGCCGCGGGCACGGCUGCCCAGGUCAGCACACCUGCCACCUCCCAGGCGGUGGCCAGCAGUGGCUCUGUGCCCAUGUACGUGUCCGGCAGCCAGGUCGUCGCCAGCUCCACCAGCAGUGGGAGUGGGGCCAGCAACAGCAGCAGCGGCGGCAGCGGCGGCGGGGGAGGCGGUGGCGGGGGCGGUGGCAGUGGCAGCAGCAGUGGCAGCGGAGCAGGCACCUACGUGAUCCAAGGCGGCUACAUGCUGGGCAGUGCCAGCCAGUCCUACUCCCACACCACCCGUGCCUCACCAGCCACUGUCCAGUGGCUCCUGGACAACUAUGAGACAGCCGAGGGUGUGAGCCUGCCUCGGAGCACCCUCUACUGCCACUACCUGCUGCACUGCCAGGAGCAGAAGCUGGAGCCCGUCAACGCCGCCUCCUUCGGCAAGCUCAUCCGCUCUGUCUUCAUGGGCCUGCGCACCCGACGUCUCGGCACCAGGGGCAACUCCAAGUACCACUACUAUGGCCUGCGCAUCAAGGCCAGCUCACCCCUGCUGCGGCUGAUGGAGGACCAGCAGCACAUGGCCAUGCGGGGCCAACCCUUCUCGCAAAAACAGAGGCUCAAACCCAUCCAGAAGAUGGAGGGCAUGACCAACGGCGUGGCCGUGGGGCCACAGCAGGCCACUGGGCUGUCGGACAUCAGCGCCCAGGUCCAGCAGUACCAGCAGUUUCUGGAUGCCUCGAGGAGCCUUCCUGCCUUCUCAGAGCUUGACCUCCAGGGCAAAGUGCUGCCCGAAGGCAUCGGGCCUGGGGACAUCAAGGCCUUCCAGGCCCUGUACCGGGAACACUGUGAGGCCAUCGUCGAUGUCAUGGUGAACCUGCAGUUCACCCUGGUGGAGACGCUGUGGAAAACCUUCUGGAGGUACAACCUGAGCCAGCCCAGCGAGGCACCGCCGCUGGCUGUGCACGAUGAGGCCGAGAAGCGGCUGCCCAAGGCCAGCCUGGUGCUCCUCUCCAAGUUCGAGCCCGUGCUCCAGUGGACCAAGCACUGUGACAACGUGCUGUACCAGGGCCUGGUGGAGAUCCUCAUCCCCGAUGUGCUGCGGCCCAUCCCCAGUGCCUUGACCCAAGCAAUCCGGAACUUUGCCAAGAGCCUGGAGAGCUGGCUCACCCACGCCAUGGUGAACAUACCUGAGGAGAUGCUGCGGGUGAAGGUGGCAGCGGCCGGCGCCUUCGCGCAGACCCUGCGGCGCUACACGUCGCUCAACCACCUGGCGCAGGCGGCGCGUGCUGUGCUGCAGAACACCGCGCAGAUCAACCAGAUGCUGAGCGAUCUCAAUCGCGUGGACUUCGCCAACGUGCAGGAGCAGGCCUCGUGGGUAUGCCGCUGCGAGGACCGCGUGGUGCAGCGGCUGGAGCAGGACUUCAAAGUGACUCUGCAGCAGCAGAACUCACUGGAGCAGUGGGCGGCCUGGCUGGACGGCGUCGUGAGCCAAGUGCUUAAGCCCUACCAGGGCAGCGCCGGCUUUCCCAAGGCCGCUAAGCUCUUCCUCCUCAAGUGGUCCUUCUACAGCUCCAUGGUGAUCCGGGACCUGACUCUGCGCAGCGCCGCCAGCUUCGGCUCCUUCCAUCUCAUACGGCUGCUCUACGAUGAGUACAUGUACUACCUGAUCGAGCAUCGCGUGGCCCAGGCCAAGGGCGAGACCCCCAUUGCCGUCAUGGGCGAGUUCGCCAACCUGGCCACCACGCUGAACCCCCUGGACCCGGACAAAGACGAGGAGGAGGAAGAGGAGGAGGAAAGCGAGGACGAGCUGCCGCAGGACAUCUCGCUCGCGGCCGGUGGCGAGUCACCCGCGCUGGGCCCCGAGGCUCUGGAGCCACCGGCCAAGCUGGCGCGGACAGACGCACGUGGCCUCUUCGUGCAGGCGCUGCCCUCCAGCUAAGCCUGUGGCCUCCCCCGCCGCACCCCGCCGCCCCGCCCGCCCUACCCUGCUGCCCCUCCUCGCCAGGGUCCCUCACAGCUUCUGUGGCUUCGCUGUCACCGCUCCAGCCUCGGCUGGGGCCGGGAGGGGGCCUCCGAGACAGGGAAGGUAAGGGGGUCCCUGCCCCGGAUGGAGCGGGCACAAUCACAGGGCCGGGCGGAGCCGCAGCUGCAAACUCUGACACAAAAGACGUGCCUUAAGGAACCCGCCGACGUGCCCAGGUGCCCCCUGGGGCAGCCAGCUUGGCCCUUGGCCCCAAAGGCCGCAGCAUCUCCCUCCCCCACCCCCCCCAGGGGGCAGGCAGGCAGGCCCCCUCCCUUGCAGAACUGUUAACUUAUUCAGCUCGCUGGCUUUGCACAGCCUGUCCUAGGCCCAGCCCUGAGCCCCGGGUGGGCGCAGGUGGGCAUCACCUGGGGACCCGCCACUGUCAGCAGCAGCCCCGGGAUCCCUCCCCCAGCAGCCCCACCGCUUCCCACUCCUUGGUAUAAGUGCAAUUAAAGCUGUGGGUGUCGCAUCUUCUCCAGAGCUGGGCCCUCCCUUGCCCCGCAGCCCUAGAGGGGGGCACUGCCCGGCCUGGAUAGGGGGAGGGCAGAAGGGGCACCACCUCCAGCUUCCAAAGAGCAGCAGGCUGGACAGGGCGCCAAGCCCAGAGGGACCUGCUGCAGGCAGCGGGCCCGGAAGUGCCCACGCCUGCCCCAGCCAGGGCUGGGUGCUCCACUCGCUCAGAUCCUGGACCCCGAGUCCUGGGCCCUCCUCGCCGCUGGUCUGUAAUGGAAUCUCUACGCUCCUACUCCCGCUGGAGACCGUGCUUCUCCUCCAUGCGUGCGAUCCCCGCCCUCCACAUGACUAUUGUGCGAUUUGUGAGCGCCGCCUGAGCGGAGUCGAUAACUUGUUGGGUUUUUUUCCAACCAUCAUGGCCUUAUCUGUUCCGGUUUUCUCAGUGUUUUCAACCUGUGAGAUAGAUGUUUAUGGCAAAAAGCGAAAAAAAGAAAAAACAAACCUGAUCUAUUGUAUAAAAAUCACUAUUUUGUGUGCUCCGUGUGCUCCAGCUUUUGGGGUGGCUUGCCGACUCCCCCUCCUUACCCCUCGGGGCCUCCCCUCUCCUGGUGGUGGAAGUGUCCACGCGUGUGGUAGUCUAGUGUGCCGAGCUGUUUUCUACCUUUUUGUAGUCUUUCUUAAAACACAAUAAAUUCCGCUGUGAUAUUUG